Messenger RNA from Rhagoletis pomonella (apple maggot), 1368 nucleotides. RefSeq names its product carboxypeptidase B. Lineage: Eukaryota; Metazoa; Arthropoda; Insecta; Diptera; Tephritidae. The record is from RefSeq and is a predicted model, not a curated record. Gene Ontology annotation, biological process: proteolysis. Gene Ontology annotation, molecular function: metallocarboxypeptidase activity; zinc ion binding. The transcript is spliced from 3 exons. Bases 1 to 1305 code for a protein of 434 amino acids.
AUGCCGCACAAAUUGAAGAAGCACGCUACCAAAAAGCGCGCCAAAAAGACGGUUUCUCUAUCGAAAUUCAGGAAACUUGUUGUGCCACGCCCCGACGUGCUGCACGGUUACUUGCGUCACGAUGAGAUCAAUCUCUACUUGGAAUAUCUGCAGAACCGCUACAGCUUUGUCACGGUGCAUACGCUUGGUCAGUCAUACGAACGUCGCGCGCUGAAAGCUAUCGAAAUCGAUUGGAAUAGCGAAAAGAAUAUGGAUCGCAUCGAACGACACCGUACACGACGAACUUAUAUGGAUAAAACAGGCACCGCGCCGCCGCCGCCGCCUCCGUCAACUAACCGAGUUCAGAGUACAUUCCAUAGUCGUAAUAUGAUCUUCAUCGAAGGUGGCACCCAUGCACGCGAAUGGAUCACCAUCGCUGUGGCGCUGAACUGCAUCUAUCAGCUAACCGAAAAGCAUAUACGCAACUACGAGUUGUUGCGUAAGUUGCGCUUCAUCAUUGUGCCCGUCACGAAUCCCGAUGGCUACGAGUACACUUUCACAAAGAAUCGUCGUUGGCGCAAAAAUCGUCGACCAAUCAGUCAUACUCGUCACAUCGGUACCGAUUGUAAUCGUAAUUAUGAUUUUCACUGGGAAGAUGGUCCGUCGAAAGUCACACGCAAUACCUAUAAAGGUGUGAAACCUUUUUCUGAACCGGAAACGCGAGCAAUUCGCAAUAUUUUGCAAAAGAAUAAGCAGCAUUUAUUAUUCUUUCUGUCAUUGCACUCGUAUGCCGAGUGUAUUAUGUACCCGUGGGCAUAUUGCAAAGAGCUUCCUGAGACAUGGCAGAAAUUGGAAAAGUUGGCAUUAACCGGCCGCAACGCCAUUAAAGCCUACAACGGACGCCACUAUCGUGUCGGAAGCAUAGCCAUAUUAAGCAAACGUCGUAUAUCGGGCUCAAUUGUUGACUAUGCUUUCGGAGUAAUACAAGUACCAUUAGCUUUAGUUAUGGAACUGCCAUCACAUACUUUGGGCUUCCAGCCGCCAGCGGAGUCGAUCAGUCCCAUUGGGCAUGAAAGUUGGCUCGGCAUACGGGAGAUGUGUAAAGUGGCUUACGAUCUAGUGCCACCAUGUUUAUAUCCAGCAGAAACGCUGUUGUCCAAUACAGCGACCACUAAAGACCAAACGGCACAGCUGCAACGGGCAAACAUGAAAAUUACUAAGCAGCAUCCGACAUCGACAAUUGAUAAGCAGCCAUUCUACGAUGCAGCUCUGCCCCUCAUCAAUAAUGAUGUCUUAAAAAAUACACAAGUGCCUGUCAAGUGUUGAAUAAAUCGUUUAUAAAUUGUAAAAUUUAUUGCAUAUUUUGUAUUUCAGUGAAAUAAGCAAUAU